UGCCAUAUACAUUCUGUAACUGGCGCGUUUUUACGCACAAAGACACGAUGAGCGUCUGGACGUCUCGGUGCGCUCUCUUGACCUCGCUCUGUCUCUUUCUAAACUGUUCAGCCACAGUGUCGACUUUUGAGUUGACGCUGCUUCACACUAACGACAACCAUGCACGGAUCGAGGAGACCAGCGAGGACUCGGGGAAGUGUCCAGCCGGGGGUCCUUGCUUCGGCGGAGUCGCCAGGAGGUUCACUAAAGUGUCGGAGAUCAGGAAAAAGGAGAAGAACGUGUUGUUGUUGGAUGCUGGAGACCAGUUUCAGGGAACUGUCUGGUUCAACUACUAUAAAGGCGCCGAGGCAGCGCACUUCAUGAACAAACUCGGUUAUGAUGCUAUGUCUUUUGGAAACCAUGAGUUUGACAACGGAGUGGAGGGUCUCAUUCAGCCCUUCCUCCAAAAUGUGAAUUGCUCUGUGGUGAGUGCCAACAUCAUAACUGACCAGACUGGCACAAAGCUCAGCCGCUACUUUCAGCCCUACACAGUCCUAAAUGUGGGCUCAGAGAAAGUGGCUGUGGUUGGCUACACCACUGCUGAGACCCCCUUCUUAUCCAUGCCAGGCCAACACUUAAAGUUUGAGGAUGAAGUGAAGGCACUUCAGGUUCAGGUCGAUAAGCUGGAAACCUUGGGCUAUAAUAAGAUCAUCGCCCUGGGCCACUCUGGCUUUGACGUGGAUCGAGAUAUCGCCAAGCGUGUGAGAGGAGUUGAUGUCGUUAUUGGAGGACACACCAACACAUUCCUCUAUACUGGAAAGCACCCAUCCACUGAAGUGCCUGCAGGUCUGUACCCUUUUAUGGUGAGGUCUAACGAUGGGAGAAACGUGCCAGUGGUCCAGGCCUUUGCCUUUGGGAAGUACCUUGGCUACUUGAAACUUACCUUUGACGAGGCUGGGAAUGUGGUCAAAGCUGCUGGAAACCCCAUCCUAAUGGACAGUAGCAUUCGUCAAGACCCAGAUGUCCUUGCUGACAUUGAGAAGUGGAAGAAAGACUUGGCCCAGUAUUCCUCGCAGUAUGUCGGACAGACCUUAGUCUAUCUCAAUGGGACGUUUGAAGAGUGUCGAUUUCGGGAGUGUAACCUUGGAAACCUGAUCUGUGAUGCUAUGAUUUAUCACAAUAUAAAGCAUUCAAGUGAGCUGCAGUGGAAUCAUGUGGGCAUAUGUAUGCUGAAUAGUGGGUCUAUACGGGCAGCUAUUAACGAGAACUACAAAAAUGGUUCCAUAACUAUGGAGGAGAUACUCACCGUCUUACCGUUUGGAGGAACCAUUGACUUGGUCCAGAUAAAUGGAUCAACAGUGAAAAAGGCAUUUGAACACUCCAUUCACAGAUAUGGAAGCAUGUAUGGAGAAUUUCUUCAAGUCUCAGGCAUUCACAUUCAGUAUGACCUCUCCAAACCAGUGAACCAGCGUGUAGUGUCUCUGUCCAUGCUCUGCACUGAGUGCCGUGUGCCCAAGUACGAACCGUUAGACCCGGAGAAGACAUACACUGUGGUCAUGCCUUCAUACAUUGUGGGCGGAGGUGAUAACUUUACCAUGAUCAAGGAGGAGUUACUGAAGCAUAACACAGGUGACAUGGACAUUUCUGUUUUGUCCAAAUACAUAUCGGACAUGAAACGUGUGUACCCAGCAGUGGAAGGCCGGAUCACAUUCAGGAACUCAGCUGUCUUUACAGCUCGCAGCCUUGGGUUGUUGCUGCUGGGUUUAUGUCUGUGCCUGAUCCUCUGAUUGACAGUCUCGGGAACUGUGAUAAAGGGCACGUUUGGCUGCUUGUAAUCUCCUCUGGGACUUGGUUAACUGCCUUUCUAUCUCGCUGCCUUCGCUGCCAAGGAUAACUAGAAGACAACAGGAUUGCAGGUUUAGCCUCAGGGUAGAUUUAGUCAAUGACUUAAAUAUGAAAACGGUAAAUAUGUAUUGGAUAUUACAAAUACUUUUGACUUAAAAGUGCAUGUAAGUCAUUUGAACUAUGAAUGUAUUUUUUCUUGUGAAUCUAAAGGUUUAUGAGAGUUCAAAGACUGAAAGUGAGAUAAUGAACAAAGGAAAAGCUGUCGACUGCUAUAUCUCUUCCUUUCAUUACUCAUAGAAAUGGAUGGAAACAAGCCAAAGAUUUAAAGUAUUCAUGCACCUGAAUGUGCCUAUACAUAUUAUUUUUAUAAAGAAUAUUGCUAUUUGAGUAUGUCCAUCAUCAAGUUACAUAGUUUUUUGUUUUGUUAUGACCAUUGCCUUUUUAAACAUUUCCCUGUAUGCAGACAUAUUAACACACGCUGAAAAAAUUAAAUAUUGAAAAUGGAAAUGAAAGGCAUUUUCUCAGGUAUUCUUUUUUUGACGUAUCAAAAAAAUAAAUGGCAUUGUGACAACAAUUCA
Molecule: messenger RNA, 2402 nt
Organism: Perca fluviatilis (European perch)
Lineage: Eukaryota; Metazoa; Chordata; Actinopteri; Perciformes; Percidae
Product: snake venom 5'-nucleotidase-like
Exons: 9
Coding region: 48-1766 (572 amino acids)
Biological process (GO): AMP catabolic process
Cellular component (GO): plasma membrane
Molecular function (GO): nucleotide binding; metal ion binding; 5'-nucleotidase activity
Source: RefSeq, a predicted model, not a curated record